Molecule: messenger RNA, 980 nt
Organism: Heterocephalus glaber (naked mole-rat)
Lineage: Eukaryota; Metazoa; Chordata; Mammalia; Rodentia; Bathyergidae
Gene: Bik
Product: BCL2 interacting killer
Biological process (GO): apoptotic mitochondrial changes; apoptotic process; male gonad development
Source: RefSeq, a predicted model, not a curated record
CCCAUCAGGUUUGCGGCCGCCCCGCCUCCCUCGACAGCGCGCGUCUGGGCCAGCGCCGCACACUCGGCCCGCCGCCCGCCGCCCGCCGCGAGAGAUGUCGGAAGCAAGACCCGUCACCAGGGACCUGCUCAUGGAGACCCUGCUGUAUGAGCCGCUCCCUGGGCCUCUGUUGGCCACAGGGGCCUUGGCUGUGAUGCAUCCCUUCAGGGGAGAGGAUCUCAGUCCCCCAGGGGACACUGACCUCGUGGGCUGCCUGGAAGGCAGCAGCCUGAUGGCCCUGCGGCUGGCCUGCAUUGGUGAUGAGAUGGACCUGCGUCUCCGGGCCCCCCGCCUGGCCCAGUUGCCCGGGAGGGCCGUGCACAGCCUGGCCAUCACCUACAGCCAAAUGGGGCUCUGGGGUGUGCUCAGAAGCCUGACUCCUGGUCUCACCAGCCUCAGGGACAUGUGGCCCUGGGGACACCUAGCCCCCCACGCCUGGGUGUCCCCUGGCUGGGCCUGCAGGCAGCUGCUGCCUGUGGUGCUGUUGGUGCUGCUGCUCGGGAUCCUGCGCCUCCUGCUGCAGUGAGGCCCGGCAGGCAGGCAGGGCUGGUCCCUGUCCCCUCUGCCACCACUGCCCCCCGGGGGGCCACCGCCUGGCCAGCUUUGUUCUUUUUAACGGUAGUGUUUCGUGAAGAUCCUUUUUAUAUUUAAGCUCAACAGUGCUGGGACACUGCUGAGAUUUGUACUGGAGUUCGUUUUUCUAAGGAAUGAAUUCUUCCUACCUCUGGGCUGUUACUGGUUAACUGCCUGGCCUCCAACUGGCUGGGCCGCUCUUCCCGGCCCCUGGCCCCUGGAAGGAGCCUCCACCUCCUGGAGGCUGGUCAUGUGAAUGGCGGGGGUGUGCUGGUCACACCUGUGUCAGUGAUGCCCGAGGCACAAGGAAUCUACUGGACUAGAUUUCUGAGAGGUGCAGAGUUCAAUAAAAUGUUGAUUUCCAGCUG